AUGCUCCUUCUCCAACCGCUCGCUCUGCUCCUCGCAGCAGUCGCGCCGCUCGUGUCGGUCGUGUGCGCCGACACUGAGAUCCGCAACUUUGCCCUCCCGCUCGUCGACGGGCGCCAAAUGACGAUCCAGCAGAUGCCAGACAUGACCCUCAAGCCCAACACGCCAACGACGCUCACCCUCUCGUCGUCCCGCCCCCACAUCCGCAUCGCGCUCCUCGCCGAGCCCCGGGGCAGCUGGACGACGCGCGUGUCGUGGCCCGCGUCCACGCCCACGCGCUUCGAAAUGGACAUUCAACCGGGAACGGCGGGCGCGCCCGCCGUGCUGUUCUUGAAGGCCAGCCCGCUCAGCCCGCGUAUAGACCACACGAGGGUGCUGGGAUACCUCGGCCGCAUUGUCGGGCUGGAUGUGGGGACGGGCAGUGGCCACCUGGCGGACCCGUCGUCGUUCAGCACGACGUUUACCGUCGUCCUUGAGCCGCUGAUGUUUGGGGUCCUGCCCCGGACCGCUAUCCCUGCGGUUAUCGCCAUCCUCAUUCUCUGCGUGAGCGUCUGGUUCUUCAAGCCGUUCUUGAUCAAAGGGUUUGAGAGCGUCAUUCGCCGCGUCGACGCCGAAGAGGCCGAGAACACGGCCACGGACGCGGGCACGGGCACGGCAGAGGCCAAGGACAAGACCAAGGACGAGUGA
Molecule: messenger RNA, 684 nt
Organism: Apiotrichum porosum
Lineage: Eukaryota; Fungi; Basidiomycota; Tremellomycetes; Trichosporonales; Trichosporonaceae
Exons: 2
Coding region: 1-684 (227 amino acids)
Source: RefSeq, a predicted model, not a curated record